Molecule: messenger RNA, 1764 nt
Organism: Callorhinchus milii (elephant shark)
Lineage: Eukaryota; Metazoa; Chordata; Chondrichthyes; Chimaeriformes; Callorhinchidae
Product: RNA-binding protein 38-like
Exons: 4
Coding region: 42-524 (160 amino acids)
Cellular component (GO): cytosol
Molecular function (GO): RNA binding
Source: RefSeq, a predicted model, not a curated record
CCCCCUCUCUCUCCCUCUCCCCCCCUCUCCCGGUGUCAGUGAUGAACAAGGACCGGGUGUUCCGCAAACUCUUUGUGGGGGGUUUACCGUAUCACAGCAACGAACUCUCCCUCCGACGGUAUUUCCAGCGUUUCGGGGACAUCGAGGAGGCGGCGGUGAUCACCGACCGACUGACCGGGAGAUCCCGAGGCUAUGGCUUUGUCACCAUGGCAGACUGGGCAGCCGCAGAGCGAGCUUGUAAAGACCCCAAUCCCAUCAUCGACGGAAGGAAAACCAACGUGAACCUGGCUUAUCUCGGGGCGAAACCACGGACAGUACAUUCAGGUGGGCUUCUCGGUUUGCAACAAGUUCACUCGGCUCUGCUGCAAAGACCGUAUGAGGUGGCCACCCAGUGCCUGAUGCCACAGACUGUUCUGCAGCCCGGCCUGGUCUUGCCCCAAACCCGUACCUGGAUUCCAGCGGGGCUCUGUACACGCAUUACCCUACCUACGAACAUCUCUACCCACAUUGUUCCCACUACCUGAGCCCUGGCUACACCUACACAAUGCAGCUUCCCAUACAGACUGCAACAGCAAACCAGGGGCUGGGACAGCCAGAGCUAACCACACUGCACACCGCAGGGUUUCAGAGACGAUAGCAAAACCAACUGCCCUCCUCAUCAUCCAAAACUGGGCGAGGAUCCCAAUCACUGAUGAACAGGAAUUUCCAAUCCCUUUGGUUUCCAAUAUGCCAACUGGAGCUUUGCGAGUACCUCAUUGAUACGGAGAAUACUUUUUUUUAAAAGAAGGAUUGUUUUUCUCGCAAAACAAAACAUGAAAUCUCUCCUGAAAUGCGUGGAAAUGCAUAAUUGAAGUCUAAAUACUUCCCGACUCGUAGACACUCCUCCAGAUAUUGUUGUUUUCUGUUCUUCCUUUCUUUUUCUCUCUCCCUUCCCACCCCUCCGUUCCUUUCCUCCCUCCCUCCCUCCUCUACAAAAGUAAAAGUCAGCCUAUAUUUUAUCUUUAGAAAUGCGCUGAGUUCUCUCGUGGGCUCACUCACUCAAAAAAAUAAAUAAGAGUGAGAUAAACAACCAUGAAUGGGCAAAAUAGCCAUUGGAUCCAAGAUGGCUGGAGCCAGUUCAACAUUCUGCAAGAGGAAUGUUUGUUCUAUCUUCCCGUAUGCCAAACAUCUCAUCUCAGAAAUCCCAUGGAAAACUUUGAUAUCCUACAGCUGGUCGUAUUCUGGCUGAAUCCUAACUACUUUUCCAGGGACUGAGCUUCCCCACUUCUGUUCAGAUCGAGACCUCUAUUUAAAAGGAAACAGUACAUUGCAAUCCUCUACUGUACUUGGCUCAGGAUUUUUUACAUAAUAUUAGAAGCGGAAUUUUGUACUUGGGUCAGAAUUUCUAUAAUGCGGGAGUGGUAAUGUUCAUAAUUCUUUGCUUGGAUCAGCUAUGCAUCUGUCCAGACCAUUGUAACUGGCUUUACAAAGCUCAAUAAGUUAUAAGAUCAGGUAGUCAGUCAGUCAGUAGUCUUUAGCUGCUCACUUCCUGGCAAUAGUUGUAGCAGGAACAGCUUAAAUUAAUCUAUAAGAAUGCUCAAAUGUUCCUUUUAGCUUGUAAACAUUAAAUUAAAUGGAAUAUUUAUAAAUAUGAAUCGUUGGAAGAUAUUUAAUUGUAAUUUUUUUGUUGCUUCAUGCUAGUUAGAAUGUAAAUGUAUACUUUGACCUACUUUCAACUUGAUGGUGAUCUGAACCUCAAUUAAUUAAAGGCACAUGCUCUACGAA